Messenger RNA from Rubroshorea leprosula, 775 nucleotides. NCBI's taxonomy places the organism in Eukaryota, Viridiplantae, Streptophyta, Magnoliopsida, Malvales, Dipterocarpaceae. The record is from the annotation of a GenBank genome assembly.
UCUUCCGCCAGAGAGAGGAGUUCUCUCUUUUCUCCACUCCAAAUCUCCACCAGUUCAUAAUUUCGUCCCAUUGGUUCAACCGUUCAAGGCAAGGCAAAGGUUAUUAAAGCAUCUGAGCUUGUAUUAGGGUUUUGAAAUCUCAAAAUCAAAACCCUAAUCCAAACUCAGGAAAAGCAGAUCUAGGUUUUGAAGUGUUGAUAUUUGAAUCUUCAGAUAUCUAAGUGUUCAUCUUCUAGUUCUAACUCCAUAAUUUCAUCAAAAUGUCAGACAAUAUAGCAUUAGAGGAUUCUCGUGAGAACUUGGACAUUGCAACUGGUGCUAGUGCUAAUAUCUUCGAGAUCCUUGGGAAUGCUUUCUUCGAAACUGAUGCGGAUAUGAUAUCGGAUUCCUUCCUCUGUUGUCAGUAUCAUGGCCCCGUUUGCAAAAUGUUAAUGGAAUUGCCUGCCUUUCAACCUCAAGCAAGCAAAGCUGAGCAGGGAUCAACCUUCUGUGAAAGUAGGACAACUAAUUAAGAAGAAAUAAUUAGUGGCCCAUAUAAAACAGAAAAUGCCAGCUUGUACAUUUAUUACCAGCGUCUGACAUCGUCGGCCGGUGAGGACCUAGAGCUCAGCAACCAUGUGAAAUGUGUCCCUUAAAAUCUCUCGACAUCAAAGAUAUGAUGAUGCCGUCUACUGGUGGGGUUAAAAAUUAGAUGAGCAAUGCUAAAAGGACACUCGUUAAUUGCACUCUCCAACUAACAUUUUCACUUUCAUUCCAGUAAAGCUAAGCAGGGAAC